This is a messenger RNA of Branchiostoma belcheri (Belcher's lancelet), 5951 nucleotides long. Its product is annotated as low-density lipoprotein receptor-related protein 2-like. Gene Ontology annotation, molecular function: protein binding; calcium ion binding. Bases 108 to 3785 code for a protein of 1225 amino acids. NCBI's taxonomy places the organism in Eukaryota, Metazoa, Chordata, Leptocardii, Amphioxiformes, Branchiostomatidae. The record is from RefSeq and is a predicted model, not a curated record. The transcript is spliced from 29 exons.
GUGUGGAGCCUUACCUUGUCUUCAGCAACAGAUAUUACAUCAGAAACCUGACUGUCGACGGAAGCAGCUACAACCUCGUCAAGCAAGGACUGACCAAUGCUAUCGCUAUGGACUACGACCUUCAGGAACAGCGGUACUACUAUUCCGACCUUGGCACAAACCUGAUCAAACGCAUGUUCAUGAACGGUACGGGAGAGGAAACAGUCAUCGACCAGAACAUUCCACUGGUGGAAGGCAUGGCUGUAGACUGGGUUGGCAGGAAGCUGUACUGGAAUGACAGGAGGAUGAAGAAGAUGUUUGUGUCAGAGCUGAACGGGAGGUCCCGCAGGACGCACCACCAGGGCUGCAUCAGCAAGAAUAACACUGACUACUGCAUGCAGGAGCCAAGGGCGCUGGCUGUGGAUCCAAAAGAAGCGUACAUCUACUUCACAGACUGGGGUUACCGUGCGUACAUCGGCCGGAUCUCGGCAGACGGGACGCAGAAGGAGGUCCUGAUCACGGAGAAGGUCAGCUGGCCGAACGCCCUGACCAUGGAGUACGCCACGGGCAGGCUGUUCUGGGCAGACGCUCAUCUGGACUUCAUCGAAUUCUGUAACAAAGAUGGCAGUAACCGUCACACGAUCAUCGGCCCCGCGGCUGAUGGCACCGCGCCACACCCCUUCGCCAUGACGCUGUUCGAAGACUGGAUCUACUGGACAGACUGGAACACCAAGACCGUGGAGAAGGCUCGCAAACUGAACGGCACCGAGAGAACCACCAUGGUCAACACUGUCCACCGGCCUAUGGACAUCCACAUUGUCCAUCCACAGAGGCAGAUGCCAUUUGUGAACCCGUGUGGAGACAACAAUGGCGGGUGUUCCCACCUGUGCCUGAUGGCUCCGGAGAGGAGAGGCUACACAUGUGCCUGUCCUGACAACUUCAACCUGGGCUUUGACAGGAGAACGUGCAUCGCCAACUGUGCAGCUAACCAGUACCGCUGUGCUGACAAUGAUCGCUGUAUCCCUGACCUGUGGAAGUGUGACGGGGAGGAGGACUGUAGAGACGGGUCGGAUGAACCAGACAGCUGUCCACCGCGCCAUUGCCCAGCGGGUACUUUCCAGUGUACUAACCUGAACUGUACCUAUGCCUACUACCUCUGUGAUGGGGAUGAUGAUUGUGGGAUGGCUCGGAUGAAGAUCUCAACUGUGGGGGAAUUGGGAGUCGAUGACGUGUGCACCGGGAAGAGUUCCGCUGUGACAACCACCGCUGUAUCCCUGAACGCUGGCAUUGUGACUAUGACAAUGACUGCGGGGACAGGAGUGACGAAACUUGGCUGUCCUCCGCGGGAGUGCAGUGAGAGCGAGUUCCGCUGCGGGAACGGGCGCUGUAUCCCCGGCAGGUGGAUCUGUGACCACGACAACGACUGUGGCGACCAAUCAGACGAGCAGUCGUGUGAGGUGAUGAGUUGUGCUCCUGACCAGUUUGAGUGCCAGAGUGGACACUGUGUUGACCAGAGGUUUGUGUGUGACGGCGACCGCGACUGUCGGGACUCCUCGGACGAGUUCAACUGUCCCACGAGAUACCCAGACGGUAGCUACUGCCCAGCUAACAAGUUUGAGUGUGACAACACCAUCUGUAUCCCCAAAACAUGGCGCUGUGACGGGGACGACGAUUGUGGGGACGGGUCAGAUGAAACCAUGCAGAUUUGUUACCAGAUUGACUGUCCGGAGGAGACUCGCUUCAGGUGCAGCAAUGGUCCGUGUAUCCCUCGCUGGAAACUCUGUAACCUCAGGGAUGACUGUGGAGACGCUAGCGAUGAAAACAACCACACUAUAUGCCAGCCAACUCGCCAGAACUGCAGAGAUAAUGAGUUUAAGUGUGAGAACCACAACUGUGUGUCCAGCACUAAACUGUGCGACAAUGCUGACGACUGUGGAGACAUGUCAGAUGAGUACGGCUGUAACAGUAACAAUGAGGAGAGGAAUGAGUGUACAGAUGGAGACCAUGGAUGUGAGAGGAACUGUACAGAUAUCCAGGGUGGUUAUGUCUGCUCAUGUGGACCUGGGUAUACCAUAUCAGCUGUGGACAGCAGGUCUUGUGGAGAUGUGAAUGAGUGUGAGGUAUUCGGCAGCUGUCCUCAGGGCUGCAGGAACAACAAGGGGUCGUUCCGCUGUGUCUGUUCCCGCGGCUUCAGACUGGAGGGUGCCGAUGUGCCUGUCUGUAAGGCUGCCGAUGGUCUUGUAUACUUCACGGACACCUCCUCAAAGACUAUCAAGCGAGCGUCCCUCCCCACGGACCCCGCCCACCUUGGUAUCACCCAGGACCUGGGCAUCUCCGACCUGUCUGAGCCAGACGGCAUCGCUGUGGACUGGGUCUCUGGCCUUCUGUACUGGACUGAUGCGGGCACCAACAAAAUUGAAGUGUCCAUGCUGGAUGGGCGCUACAGGAAGACCCUCAUCAGUAACAACCUGGACAAACCUGCAGCUAUCGCUGUCAACCCUGAGAAGGGUGUGAUGUACUGGACAGACUGGGGGGCUGUUCCGAAGAUCGAGCAGGCCUGGCUGAACGGGGAACAGCGACAGGUGGUGGUCGGCACGCAGCUCGGCUGGCCGACAGGGCUGACCAUCGACUACAUGAACAACCACCGCGUGUACUGGUGCGACGCCAAGGAAAAUGUCAUCGAGUCCAUCAACUGGGACGGCACAGACAGACAGAUGGUUCUCAGUGGAGCUCUGGAGAAUCCGUUCCGACUGGAUGUGUUUGAGGGAGAGCUGUUCUGGACCACCCAGACCACAGGUAACAUCUACCACCAGGACAAGUUUGGCCGAGGGGUGAAAGUCCUGCUGCAGUCAGGAAUCAACCUCCCCACGGACAUCAAGAUUCACCAGAAAUUGAGAUACGACCAGGAAGUGAACACCAGGUGUAAGGAGAAUGUUUGCAGUCACAUGUGUCUUCAGAUCCCAGGUGGAUAUCGCUGUGUGUGCCCGGAUGGGUCUGACUUCUUACCUGACAGCCAGACACAGUGUGAUGCAGCUAUUUCUGAGCCCAUCGACCCCCCUCUUGUCUGCUCCUGUGUGAAUGGAGGAGUCUGUGUCAUCAGCCAGGGAAUACCCAAGUGCAAUUGUCCUAAGGGAUACCUGGGUGAUAACUGUGAGCUGGGUGCCUCCAGCAGUGGACCACCGGGAGGAGCAAAUGUUGCUGCAGUUGUGGUUCCCCUGCUGCUGAUCCUGAUCAUAGUUCUGGCUAUUGUUGGUUUCUUCUACUACAAGAGAAGAGGAGGCACCUUGCCCCAGCUGCCCCAGUUUUCUGAUAUCCAGCUGCCCAGGCCGAAGAUGCCUGACAUGGGUGGCUUCGGUUUCAGCAAACUGCCUCGAUUCUCUGACCUUCCCAAGCCCAAUGUCAAACUCCCAUGGCUCUUCAAGUCAGGGGUAAUAGGUGGUAACGGCACCACGGGAGGAAGUGUGUCAUUCCGAGAUGGAACAAACGUCCAGGAGCUGGGCACGCCGUCCUACAUGGGCUACGACGAUCAGGAGGCACUAGGGCCGCCAUUGGACGGGAUGGGUGGGGAGAAACCACCAAUCACGUUCUCCAACCCGAUGUACCAGGAGGUGGAGGGGGUGAUGGUGGAGGCUGGGCCUCUGCCGGAGAAAACCGGCCUGCCCGCCGACUCCCCGGUCGCCCCUCCCCGGACCCAGCACGCCGCGUCGCCACCUCCCGCCAGCCCCCCUCCCGCGUACUCGUCCCGCGAGACCAGUCCAGUUGUGGACCGGGAGGAUGACAAGGCAGGGCUGGUGAGCGAGGCAUGAUGGGAAGGGAAGGAACGAGUCUCUGAUGAUGCCAAUGCUUGCUGUAUAAUCAGUGUUACCCAUGACACAAACCCCACACACACAAAAUGUCAUUUUUAACCCUUGUCCUGCUGGAAUUUUUUUACACAAUAUUUCCAGAUAAUUUGAUGUCAUGUAGACCCUUGACUUUUUUGGCCGUGGUGGCUGUGUGAUGCGUUGGACUAGAAAUAUCCCCAAAUCGUACACAUACAAGGGCUCUAUAUAGAUGGUACUGUAUGUACAACCCAUAUAUGAGCUCUGCAGGACAAGGGUUUUAAAACAAGUUAUUUUUUGGUGAUGCCUCGGGGGAAGAGGCUUUUUGGCUUUCUUUUUACACUGUGUGGGUAACAAGUUCAAAGCAAUACUUGUUUUUGGUAAGAAUGAAUCUUGGAAGAGGUCUCAAAACCUACUGAUGUACGUAAUUUGUUUUUGACUUUGGAGUUUUAAAGAUGCAUGUUUUUGGUGUUACAAUGAUUUUUUCAUCUGUCUUGAAGAGUGAGUUUUCUGUGAGGACCAAAUUCAAAAGUUUUCAUCUUCACAAAAAGCAACAUUGUUCAGAAUUCAGAUUAGACUACAAUCUCUAUUUCCACAAUAAUCAGUUAUGCUGCCAGAGUUUUUGACUUGCAAACUUCAUGAAACAUUCCCCAAAUACUGUUAUCGUUCCAAAAUAUUGGUCAGAACAUUACAGUCAUUCAAGAAAAACAUAACUGCCUAAAAAACAACAAAUUACUUUGAAUUUGACGCAAUCAAACUGUGUGCAGUAGAUGCUGAUGAGGUGUAGUAAUAGCCGUAGGGCUUGGCACUUUUUUUGGCAUACAAAAAUGGCAUUUUGAGGCUUUUAACUUCACAUACAUUGGAGCUGGAGCUAUGGAGCUGAGAUCACACUGGUUGACCUUCAGCCCAAUUUCUUGAUCGCUGAAGGUCACCAAAUUUUACAAUCGAUAGACAGUUAAGUGUAUUUUUUGCCUGAAAAUCUGUCCUAUAACUUUGAAUAGGGCUGCAACUGCAAACGUCAGAUUGUUGUGUAUCAAAAAAAAUCACCUAGUGAUCGAGAGGACACUGGUCAUAUUCAUUUCGAGCAGACUCGUCAAGUGACUUAUUUCCUGCUACGUGACACCAGCUUUAAGUGCCUUCUCCUCUUUGAAUCCAGACCUUGAACAUGAUUAAAUCACUUAUUCCAUAGACUACCAACUACAAAAAUCAUUAUCAAAAUCCAUUUAGUUGGUCUGUUUACAAAAAUAUCAAGAACUGCUGGUAAAAAAUAUACUAGGAAGAUUUCAUUAUGCAUACAAAUCAUAGGACCUGGUGUACUGUACUUCAUACUAUUGACAUAUCCACUAAAAUUCAACAUCUAAUUUGCAUAUACCUGCUAGCACUAUAGAAACAAGAGUGCCCCAAUCUCACUACAUGUAUAAUCCAAAAUGGUGACUUUUAUUCAGAAAAUAUCAUGAUGAUAAGAGAUGAAUUUAAAUGCAGCAUGAUACAUAUAAAGAUUUAUAUACGAAUAUAUCCACCCUGCCAAAGACAUUUUAACUAAAGUUGUCAAUUCAAACAAAUUGCAAUCAACUUUUAUGAAAGUCAAAUUAUACUUUAAGUAUAAUAUAAGAGCCAUAUCUACCAAAAAAUUUCAUGCUUGACAAUUUUUAUUAGAACUAUCAAUGGACCAAAUGAAGCAUGUGAAUAUGUUAAUUGCAGAAUUGAAUAUUUUUAUAAUAAAUAUCAUAAGAGAAUUGUGUGGACAAAUCAUUAGGAAAGGCAGAACUAUAGGUGGCAUCUAUUGCAGAAAGAUCAUAGAAGUGGGGUUAGAUUGUAAGUUUUCUCCUAAAUUCUUAGAGAUACAGAAAUGAGGAAGAUUACUAUGAUACUGAACCGUCCAGACAUACUAUGAUUUGUACAGAAUGAUUCGUAAGUAUGAUUAUGAAAUUGUACAGUAUUUGAGUAUAGCUGUCAAAGUUGAUGAAGUUGUUUUACUUUUUAGUCACAUGCACAUUGGUACAAGAUGUACUUUAGCAUGUUUUAUAAAGUUACAACAUAGGAAGUUUCAACACUAGAUUGUUUACUGAUUCAACAUAUCAUUUUUAGUGUUUCUCAGUCUUAGAUUUUGUGUUACUUUCUUCGCUUUAAAAUAGAACCUCUCUGAUCCAAACC